CACCACAGCUGCUCUCGUGUUGUUAGCUCUGGUUUGAAUAAUGUCCGACUCUGGAGAUGAUGAAUUCCACUUUCUACGAACGGGAGAUGAGUUGGUUCUGCAGAGCACCUUCACCUCCCAGGAGGAACAUGUGAAGCUCUGUUUGGCUGCCGAGGGAUUUGGCAGCAGACUUUGCAGACUUGAGUCCACGUCUAACUGCAAGAAUGUUCCCCCAGAUUUGUCUGUCUGUGGCUUUGUCCUCGCCCAGUGUCUGUCUGUCCGAGCCCUGCAGGAGACGCUGGCCCACAGCGAGCACUUGGCUGCAGAGGUGGGAGCCGGAGGAAACCAUCGCACCCUUCUUUAUGGCCAGGCAGUGUUGUUCCUACACUUUUACAGUGGAAUGUAUCUCAGCUGCUUGUCUUCAUCUCAGUCUUCAAGUGACAAGCUGGCUUUUGAUGUGGGUCUGCAGGAGGAUAAAGCAGGUGAGGCGUGUUGGUGGACCGUCCACCCAGCAUCUAGGCAGAGGUCAGAGGGUGAGAAGGUGCGUGUUGGAGAUGACCUCAUACUGGUCAAUGUGUCCUCAGAGAGGUAUCUGCACAUGUCCUUUGGCACUGUUUUUGACAACAGAAGCUUGAGUGACAGCCUGAUUGUUGAUGCAGCCUUCCAGCAGACUCUCUGGAGUGUGGCUCCCAUCUGCUCUGGAGGUGGAGUUGCUCAAGGGUACCUGAAGGGGGGCGACACGUUGCGGCUACUCCACAGCCACAGUGACGCCUGUCUGACAGUUCCCUCCACAGGGCAGGGAGAGGAGCUGCAAAGGAUGAUGCAUUAUGAGGUUGGAUCCGUCUCCAGCCAAGCCUGCUCGCUCUGGAGGCUGGAGAUUCUGCGUGUAGUGUGGAGCGGGAGGCAUACAUGCUGGGGGCAGCCUUUCAGACUGUGCCAUGUGACCACCGGGAGGUAUCUGGGUCUGACAGAGGAAAAGGGCCUGUACCUGGUUGAUCGGGACAAGGCCGACAUCAACACGACCUCCUUCUGCUUCCGUUCCUCAAAGGAGAAGCUCGACACUGGCGUAAGGACUAAUGUCGACGGCAUGGGGACCCCGGAGAUCAAGUAUGGAGAUUCCAUAUGUUACGUUCAGCAUGUCGACUCUGGGCUCUGGCUCACCUACCAAACCACUGAUGCAAAGUCGUCUCGCAUGGGAGGAACUCAGCGAAAGGCCAUUUUGCACAGCGAGGGUCACAUGGACGACGGGCUGACGCUUUCUCGUUCUCAGAGGGAAGAAUCUCACUCGGCCAGACUCGUCCGGAGUGCUACUCUCCUCUUCAGCCGCUUUAGCAGGAAAGUGGAUGGCUUCAGUCAGCAAGGACACCUGUCCUCCGUCAGCGUGCCGACAGAGAUGGUGAUGUGCAGUCUGCAGGAUCUAAUAAAGUACUUUCAACCUCUGGAGGGGCUUGGCCAUGAAGCUAAACAGAACAGCAUGGCAGCUCUAAAGAAUCGGCAAAACAUGUUUCAAGAAGAGGGUGUGAUAGCUCUGGUCCUAGAUUGUAUUGAUCGUCUACACCAGUACAGCAGCGCUUCUGAUUUUGCUGAGUCUGCUCAGGGUGAGAUGGGAGAAGAAUGGGAAACCAUCCUCAACCGCUUCUAUGAGCUACUGGCUGCUUUGAUCCGGGGAAACCGUGUAAACUGUGCACAUUUCUCAGGUUCUCUUGACUGGCUGAUUAGCCGACUAGACCGACUGGAGGCCUCCUCUGGAGUCUUGGAGGUUCUGCACUGUAUCCUCGUGGAAAGUCCUGAAGCACUCAAUGUCGUCAAAGAAGGACACAUUCAUUCCAUCAUCUCUUUUCUUGACAAGCAUGGAUGCAACCAUAAGGUUCUAGAGGUGCUACGCUCUCUGUGUGUGUGCAACGGCGUGGCGGUGCGGUCCAAUCAGAACCACAUCUGCGACAGCCUGCUGCCAGACAGAGACUCGCUGCUCCAAACACGUCUGGUUAAUCAGGUCAUCAGCAUGAGACCGAACAUCUUCCUGGCCAUGGGGGAUGAUUCAGCGCAGCAUCGAAGGUGGUACUACGAGCUGGCUGUGGACCAUGUCGACCCCUUCCUCACAUCUGAGCCCACUCAUCUGCGUGUGGGCUGGGCUUGCUCGGAGGGCUACCACCCCAGGCCCACCGGAGGAGAAGGCUGGGGGGGCAACGGGGUGGGGGAUGACCUCUGCUCGUAUGGCUUUGAUGGGCUUCAACUCUGGUCGGGCUGCGUGGGCCGCAAAGUGAGCUCACCUUUCCCCCACUUGCUGAGAAACGAUGAUGUGGUCAGCUGCUGUCUGGACCUCAGCACUCGCUGCAUCUCUUUCCGGGUCAACGGGCUGCCUGUGCAGGGCAUGUUGGAGAACUUCAGUGUCGACGGCCUCCUUCACCCUGUGGUCAGCUUCUCUGCUGGAAUCAAGGUUCGUUUUCUUUUAGGGGGAAGACAUGGAGAGUUUCGCUUCUUGCCGCCACCAGGUUUUGCUCCAUGCUCGGAGGCUCUACUCCCGAGAGUCAAGCUGAAGGUAGAGCCAUGUCAGAAAUACAUCUUGGAUCUCGGAGAAGGAAAACAAGAGCUCAUCGGCCCAUUAGUACCUGUCACUCCAGUUACCUUCACUCCCACACCAGUAGACAUUAGCAAGGUGGCACUGCCCUCACAACUUGAGGAUAUUCGAGAAAAAAUGGCUGAGAACAUCCAUGAGCUCUGGGUAAUCGACAAGAUUGACCUUGGAUGGACAAAUGGACCUGUGAGAGAUGAGAGUAAGAGGCAUGAUCCGUGUUUGGUGGAGUUCUCCAAGCUGCCGGAGCAGGAGAGGAACCAGAACGUUCAGGUGGCUCAGGACACCCUCAGGACUCUGCUUGCUCUCGGAUUUCACGUUGGUUUGACUGAUGACCGUGCGGCAGACAGAGUCAAAUACAUGAGACUAGCCACCAAAUAUGAACAGCCCAGUGGAUAUCGACCUGCCCCAGUAGACUUGAGACAGGUUUCUCUGAGUCCAGCCCACCAGGAAGUGGCUAACCUGCUGGCAGAGAACGAUCACAAUGUCUGGGCCAGAGAGCGGAUCAAACAGGGAUGGACCUACGGAGCCCAGCAGGAUGUGAAAGCCAAGCGGAGCCCGUACCUGGUGCCUUGCAGCCUGCUUGAUGAAAGGAGCAGGAGAAUGGGCAGAGAGAGUGUCAGAGAGGCAGUGUGUACUCUGCUGGCCUACGGUUACAGCCUGGAGCCCCUCAACCAAGAACGGGCCACAUUAUCAAACGCUUGUCUCUCCUCUGCUGAGAAGUGCACAGUGUUCAGACCAGAUAAAUCAUACGCCGUGACUCGUGGGAAGUGGUAUUAUGAAUUUGAAAUACUGACACCAGGGAGUAUGAGAGUGGGCUGGGCCAGACCAGGCUGUAUCCCUGAUAAAGAGCUCGGCUCAGAUGACCAGGCAUACGUCUUUGAUGGAUAUGAGGCUCAGUGGUACCACCAGGGUGGUGAACCCCUGGGACGUCCGUGGCAGAGGGGCGAUGUGGUUGGUUGUUUGGUGGACAUGGCUGAACGCACCAUGGUGGUCACGCUCAACGGAGAGGUGCUGUUUAAUGACAGAGGAUCAGAGCUGGCUGCCAAGGACUUCGAUUUCAGAGACGGCCUGUUGCCCGUGGUCAGUGUUGGGGUGAACCAGGUGGGGAGGCUGAACCUGGGCCGCCACGUGGCCUCUCUGCAGUACUUUACAGUGUGUGGUCAGCAGGAAGGCUUUGAGCCCUUUGCUGUCAACAUGGCCAGAGAUCCAGCUCUGUGGAUGAGUUGGAAACAGCCUCAGUUUACCUCCAUACUACCUGAUGAUCACAAUUUCCAGGUCACUAAAAUCAGUGGCUCAACGGAGUCCUUGUCCAGCCUGAGGGUCGCUCAGCGGUUGUUUGCUCACCACAGCGGAGGCAGUGAGAUGGGCUUUUACCGGCUCAGCAUGUCUGUUGAAUGUGCUGAUAUCCUCACCAGCCCUGCAGCGGGCGUGCUUCCCUUGGCCUCCAACUCUCUCUCUCCAGGACGGAAAGAACAGGAGGAAGUGGACUCUGACUUUGAAGUGCUGAUGAAGUCAGCUCACAAUUUCGCCGGCUCGAGAGAUGAGCUCAACCAUAAGGAUCACAGCCAGGAGAAAACAUCAAGACUGAAACAACGGUUCAUGUUGAAGAAAACGAAACCAGGCCUAGUCAGCAGCAACUCGUCUGCACGGCUCCUCGAAGAUGUCGUUGUUGACAAAGAUGACCAUGAUCACCUCAUCCAGAGCUCCAGAUAUUACUACUCAGUGAGGGUUCUUCCUGGCCAGGAGCCGUUCAACGUGUGGGUAGGCUGGGUGACCUCUGACUUUCAUCAACAUGACAUGACAUUUGACACCGACUAUGUCCACACCGUGACUGUCACCCUCGGAGACGACAGCGGCAAAGUCCAGGAAAGUGCGAAGCGCUGUAAUUGUUACAUGCUGUGCGCUGGAGAAGCUACGGGCUUGUCUCAGAGUCGAAGAAGUACAGGGUUAGAAAUUGGCUGUUUGAUUGACACAGCCACUGGGCUGCUCACCUUCACCUCCAGUGGAGUGGAGAUGGCAGCGUUCUACCAAGUGGAAGCCCGUGCAAAGCUGUUUCCUGCUGUUUUUGUCAAACCAACCACGGGCAACAUGUUUCAGUUUGAAUUGGGACGUGUCAAGAAUGUAAUGCCCCUGUCGGCAGGUUUGCUUCGCAGCCAAAGAAGAAAUUCCACUCCUCAGUGUCCUCCACGGUUUCAGGUCCAGCAUCUCAGCCCAGUUUCAUGGACCAGAGUCCCAGAGCACGCAUUACAGGUGUCGGUAGAUCGGCCAGAUGAGCACCACGGCUGGAGAGUCCAAUGCUCUGACCCUCAGCAAGUCAUGACCCUUCAGAUCCCUGAUGAAAACAGGUGUGUCGACAUUUUGGAGUUGUCCGAGCUUGAUGAUCUCUUGACCUUUCACCGCCACACCCUGCUCCUCUACUGCUCUUUAUGCGCCCUGGGAAACACCAGAGUUUGCCACGUCCUCUGUAGUCACGUGGACCAGUCCCAGGUCCUUCAUGCCAUUCAGAAUCCCCAACUCCCGGGGCCCCUCCGCUCCGCAUUCUACCAGCUCCUUAUUCAGGUCCACCUCAGCAGCCACAGCACAGCAUUUCUCAUGAUGAACCACGAAUACAUUGUGCCUAUGACGGACCAGACCAGACAAAUCACUCUUUAUCCCAGCCCUUCUGAUGGUGUGAACAGGGGGGGCGGUCCACCUCCAGAACGAAUUCCAUGCUCUCGUCUUAGCACAUCCCUUAAACCACAGAUGCACUUCUCAAGUCCUUGUUUCGUGAGGAGUGACGGGAUAGAAACAGAUGAUGCAGUUGAAAGCGUCUGCGCAGACAGCCCAGAAAUCCCCCUGGACAUAUUAAAGAGUCUAACUGGGGAGAUGCUGACUGCGGGGGUGUGGGCUGUGGGUCAGGGUGUGAGGGAUCCUGUAGGAGGCAGCAUUGAGCUUCUGCUGGUUCCCCUAAUUAGACUCUUCUAUACCCUGCUGGUAAUGGGUGUAUUUGGGGAUGAGGAGCUCUGUAAAGUUCUGAGACUGAUAGAGCCGGGAGUCUUCUCCCUAGAUGUUGAAUCCACUGAAGGGAAAGAGGAAGAAGAUGUGAGUGAUGAUAAUGAAAAGGAAUGGAAAGGGGGCAGCGAGAAGGAGAACGACACUCCCACACAAGGACUUCUUCAGAUGAAGCUUCCAGAAGCUGUCAAACUUGAGCUCUGCCAUCUUCUGUCCUACCUGUGUGACAGCCAGGUGCGUCACAGGGUAGAAGCUGCGGUCGCCUUCUCUGACAACUUUGCGGGGCGGCUUCAGGAGAACCAGCGCUUUCGCUACAACCAGGUCAUGCAGGCGCUCAACAUGUCGGCCGCUCUCACUGCCCGCAAGACCAAGGAGUUCCGCUCACCUCCACAGGAGCAGAUCAACAUGCUGCUGAGCUUUAGAGAGGAGGAGCAGCAGGAGACGUGUCCGUGUCCUGUGGAAACCCAACAGCUCCUGCUGGACUUCCAUCAGCUCCUGAACACGCACUGUGGCAUUGAACUGGACGUUGACUCAGAGGUUGAGGGGGAUGCUGAGAUGUCUGUGAAAGAUUGGCUUCUCAGUCUAGUGGCGAGAGGCUUGGGAGUGAGGAAGUCGCCUGUAGAAGAAGAGUGUAAACCGCAGAGUGGCAAGUCCCUCAAAAAGCUAAUUUCUGAGACGAUGGUGCGCUGGACCCAAGAGAGUGAGAUGGAGGACCCUGAACUGGUCAGAGCUGUCUUCUCAUUGCUCCACCGCCAGUAUCAGGGGCUCUGGGGUCAAAUGGCGGGACCCCUCAGCAGAACCUACACAAUCAGCCAGGCCUCGGUGGAGGACACAAUGACUCUCCUCUCCUCCCUCGGCCAAAUCCGCUCCCUCCUCAGCGUCCGCAUGGGGAAAGAAGAGGAGAAGAUGAUGAUCAGGAGACUUGGAGACAUCAUGAAUAAUAAAGUUUUCUACCAACAUCCCAACUUAAUGAGGGCACUGGGGAUGCAUGAGACUGUGAUGGAGGUGAUGGUAAAUGUUUUAGGAGAAGGGGAAUCAAAGGAGAUAACGUUUCCAAAGAUGGUGGCCAGCUGCUGUCGAUUCCUUUGUUACUUUUGCCGCAUCAGCCGUCACAACCAGGGAGCCCUGUUUGACCAUCUCAGCUACCUUCUGGAAAACAGCAGUGUCGGACUUGCUUCCCCGUCCAUGCGUGGAGCCACUCCUCUGGAUGUGGCAGCGGCCUCUGUGAUGGAUAAUAACGAACUGGCCUUAGCGCUGACGGAACCUGACCUAGAGAAGGUGGUGCAGUACCUGGCUGGCUGUGGUCUCCAGAGCUGUCAGCUGCUGGUGGAGAAAGGCUACCCUGAUGUUGGCUGGAACCCGGUGGAGGGCGAGCGUUACCUGGACUUUCUACGUUUUGCUGUCUUCUGCAAUGGUGAGAGUGUCGAGGAAAAUGCUUACGUGGUUUUGAGGUUGCUGAUUCGUAGGCCCGAGUGUUUUGGCCCCGCCCUGCGUGGUGAUGGGGGAAAUGGUCUCCUAGCAGCCAUGGAGGAAGCUAUCAGGAUCUCGGAGGACCCCUCUAUGGAUGGACCUUGCACCGCAUACCAGUCCAACAGAACACUAGAUGUUGUCCAGGACCCGGACGAUGACCUUGUUCACAUGGGGCACGCCAUCAUGAGCUUCUACUCAGCGCUUAUUGACUUACUGGGGCGCUGUGCUCCAGAGAUGCAUUUAAUUCAAGGGGGCAAAGGAGAAGCCAUCCGUAUCCGGGCCAUUCUGAGGUCGCUCAUCCCCGUCCAGGAUCUGGAGGGAGUCGUCAGUAUCUCCUUUCAAAUCCCUUCAGUGUCUAAAGAUGCUGUGGUGGUUGAGCCUGACCUGUCCACGGUUUUCUGCCCAGACCACAAAGCAGCUGUGGUUCUGUUCCUCGACCGAGUUUAUGGCAUCGAGAACCAGAGCUUUUUCCUCCACCUCCUGGAAAUUGGUUUUCUGCCGGACCUUCAGGCAGCCGUCUGGCUUGACACCGCUGAUUUAGGAUCCACGGACAUGGCUCUGGCCCUCAACAGAUACUUGUGUACAGCUGUUCUCCCCCUGCUCAUCAAGUGUUCCGCUCUUUUCUGUGGAUUAGAGGACCAUACUGUGCUGGUUGAUUCCUUCAUCCAAGCCGUCUACAGCCUCUCCAGAGCUCUUAGUUUGACCAAGGCUCAGAGAGACACUAUAGAAGAUUGUUUGUUGGUCUUGUGCAGCAAACUCCAACCAUCCGUGAUGCAGCCUCUUCUCCGGCGUCUCGUCUUCGAUGUUCCUCAUCUCACGGACCAUAGCAAAAUGCCGCUGAAGCUCUUAACCAGUCACUAUGAGCAGAGGUGGAAGUACUACUUGCUAAGUGGCGGGCAGGGAGACCAGAAUUUGGCUUCCGAAGAGGAGCUGCACUUGUCUACAACGUUGUUCUGGGGAGUGUUUAAGGCCUUGGCCAAGAAGCCCUAUGAGCCUCAGUUAUUCAGGCUCUGCGUCCAAUGUCUGGCUGCAGUGGCCAAGGCGCUGCCUCCUGACCACGUGGACUCGAGCCGUGUGUCUCAGAUGGAGAAGAAAUCCUCCACGGACACAGAUGGACACUUUGAUCCACGGCCUGUAGAUACUUCCAACAUAUCAGUUCCAGAGAGACUGGAGUUUGUAGUGAACAAGUAUGCAGAGCACACUCAUGAGAAGUGGUCACUUGACAAGUUUGCAAAUGGCUGGGUUCAUGGGGAGCAGCUGUGUGAGAACAGCAAGGUUCACCCUCUCCUCAAGCCAUACAGGGCUCUGGCUGAGAAGGAGAAGGAGGGAUACCGCUGGGCCAUUAAAGAGACAAUAAAGAGCAUGCUGGCCUUUGGAUGGACCAUAGAGAGGACUAAAGAAGGAGAUGCAUCAGGCAGCCAUACAUGUGCACAAAGAGUUUCUCAGUCUGGACAGCUUUCUUUUGAGGGAGCGUCAACUUUCAGCCCCAAACCAAUGGAUGUGAGCAGCAUCAUCUUAUCGUGGGAGCAGUGUGCUAUGGCGGAACAGUUAGCUGAAAACAAUCACAAUACCUGGGCUAAGAGGAAGAAAUCGGAACUUGAGAGUAAAGGAGGAGUUAAACCUUCAAUGCUUGUACCCUAUGAUACCCUGACUGCCAAGGAGAAGACCAAAUUCAGAGAAAGAGCCCGUGACGUCCUUAAGUUCCUUAAGCUCAAUGGCUACACUGUGUGGAGGGAUCGGAAGACGGUGGACAUGGACUUUCCAGCUGUAGCCAACUGCCUCAGCUACAUUCUCCUUCAGCAGAUCCUGUCUCGCACGGAGGAGGCCCAAGAGCACAUGUUGGAGCUGGAGGUGAUGCAAGCGAGAGGACAGACGACCAAAGGGGACAAAGUUUCACAUCAGGAAGAAAUGGAUUUUUUUCCCAAGGUCAUCCUUCCUCUUUUGGAAGAAUAUGUGAAAAGCCACCACCUGUAUUUCCUGUCCACGUCAGUCUGCUCAAGUGGGAACAGAACCCAUGCCUCAAAAAAAGAAAAGGAGAUGAUUGCAUGCCUCUUUUGCAAGCUUGCAGCCCUCGUAAGACACAGAAUCUCACUCUUCGGAAACGAAGCCUCGCCAGUUGCGAGCUGCCUCCACGUUUUGGCUCAGGCUCUGGAUGCCAGUACAUUGGUGAAAUCAUCCCCGGGGCCAAUCCAAGCAUCUCUGCACUCAUUCUUUGAGGCAGCUGCUGCUGAUCUGGAGAUGACUGUGGAAAACCUCUCCACGACAUUGGUCUCUUUACCUCCGAGUCGGAUUCAACAAGCUAGAGGAGUGGCUAAGGUUCUCAGCUACACAACCUCUGUUCUUCUGCCCACCCUCACCUCUCUCUUCCAGCAUCUUGGGAACCAGAACUGUGGGGUGGAUCUCCUGGUGGGGGGUAUCCAGGUGUCCUGUUACAGGAUCCUCAACAGCGUCUACUCUCUGGGCAUCAGUAGCAGCAUCUACAUGGAGGGGCAAAGACCGGCCGCAGGUGCUUGUCUGGCGGCUCUGACUGCUGCUUUUCCUGUUUGUUUCCUGGAGCCCGACUUCAAUCAAAACAACCCUUACUCCAUUUACAACACCCUGAGUGCUACUGAGAGAGAAGACCUGGGGCUGCCGGAUCAGCUGGUGGACACGUGUCCCCUCCUGCCUUCUCUGGAGCAGGCUCUCGGGGUGGUGGAGGAGUUGGCAGGUGCUGGUGCUGGAGCUCGCCAGGCCCACUACAUCCAUGUCACUGAGGUCACCUUGCCCAUGCUGUGUAGCUAUAUGUCUCGCUGGUGGCACUGGGGCCCUGAGGGCGAGCUGGGCUUCCCACUCUGCACCUCUGUCACUCCUCAUCAUGCGAGUGACCUACUUGGCCACAUCCUCCAUAUCAUCCAUAACCAUGUGGGCGCGAGCCAGGGUGACUGGAUGAAACAGCUGGCAGUAUUUUCUCAGCCAAUUAUAUUCAGAGCUCGCACGGAGCUGCUAAAGAGCCACUUCCUGCCACUGAUGGAGAAGUUGAGGAAGAAGGCGGAGUGUGUGCUGCUGGAGGAGGAGCAGAUGAAAGCAGAGGGCUGUUGUGCCUCUGAAGCAGAGUUGCAGAUUCAGGAGAAGUUCACUGUACUGGUGCGAGACCUCUAUGCCUUCUAUCCCCUCCUCAUCCCAUUUGUGGACUCCAAUCGAGCCAACUGGUUGAAAGAGUCAAACCUUGAGGCUGAGCAGCUGUUCAGCAUGGUGGCAGAGGUCUUUAUAUUCUGGGCCAAAUCUCAUAACUUCAAAUGGGAGGAACAGAACUACGUGGUCCAAAAUGAAAUCAACAACUUGGCUUUCUUGGUCAAUAACGACACAAUGUCCAAGUUCGACCACGAGAAGAGGAGGAUGAAGAGAAAGGGGGAUCGGUAUUCAGCGCAAACCUCUCUCAUUGUGGCGUCUGUGAAGAGACUGCUCCCUGUGGGGCUGAGGGUUUGUUUUCCUAACGACCAGAGCCUCAUCACUUUGGCUAAGAGCGGCUUCUCUCAGAAGAACACUGAAGAUGAGAUUCGAGAGCAUGUUUUCCACGGACUUGUACAUUUUCAGAAUCAGGCAUCGAGCAGCUUGAAGCAGGAAACCAUUCAGACUGAACACCCGAACCAGUCAGAGGCCGUCACUGGCACCCAGAGGAAUGUAGACAGGAUUGUAGGAAUAGCUCGUGUCCUUUAUUACCUGGACCAGGUUGAACACCCGCAGAGAGGUAAGAAACCAGCAUGGCAGCAGGUCCUAUCCAAGCAGAGGAAACGAGCAGUGGUCGCCUGCCUGAGGAUGGCUCCUCUCUACAACCUGCCCAGGCACAGAGCUGUCAACCUGUUCCUCCAAGGCUACAAUAAAUCCUGGAUUUCAGCUGAAGACCACAGCUUUGAGGAGAAGCUGGUGGAGGAUUUAGCCAAGGAAGGAGUGAUGGAGCUGUGUGGGGGCGACAGAGGAGAAGAAAGGGAUGUAGAAGAAGGUGCCAAACCAAUCGAUCCCCUCCUACAACUCAUUACACUCUUCAGUCGAAGCGCGCUGAUGGAAAGGAGUAAGCUUGGAAAUGACAGUCUUUACAUGUCCUACGCUGCUAUUAUGGCCAAGAGCUGCCACAGAGAGGAUGACGACAGUGGAAACCAGGAGGUGGAAAGCUUUGAAGAGAAGGAGAUGGAGAAACAACAGCUGCUGUACCAGCAGGCCCGGCUGCAUCUUCGUGGAGCUUCAGAGAUGGUUCUCCAAACUAUCAGUGCCAGCAAAGGGGCCAUGGGCUCCACCAUUGCCCCGACUCUGAAGCUGGGUAUUGCUGUUCUCAACGGAGGGAAUGCCACAGUUCAACAGAAAAUGCUGGAUUAUCUCCGAGAGAAGCGAGACGUCGGCUUCUUUCAGAGCACGGCUGGACUCAUGCGGUCGUGUAGUGUUCUGGAUCUAAAUGCAUUUGAGAGGCAGAACAAAGCAGAAGGAUUAGGCAUGGCCAUGGACGAGAGCUCAGGGGAGAAGGUAAUGCCUGACAAAGAGCUAACCUGUGACCUGUUCCGGUUUCUACAGCUGCUCUGUGAAGGACACAACUCAGAUUUCCAGAAUUACUUGAGAACUCAAUCAGGCAACAACACCACGGUCAACAUCAUCAUAUCCACCGUGGACUAUUUACUGAGAGUACAGGAAUCGAUCAGUGAUUUCUACUGGUACUACUCAGGGAAACCUGUGAUUGAUGCACACGGCCAACACAACUUCUCCAAAGCCAUCGAAGUGUCCAAGCAGGUCUUCAACACGCUCACAGAGUACAUCCAGGGCCCGUGUACCGGGAACCAGCAGAGUCUGGCUCACAGUCGUCUGUGGGACGCUGUGGUGGGAUUCCUCCACGUCUUUGCCCACAUGCAGAUGAAGCUCUCACAGGAUUCAAGGCAAAUAGAGCUUCUGAAGGAACUGAUGGAUUUACACAAGGAUAUGGUUGUGUUUUUGCUGUCCAUGUUAGAAGGUAAUGUUGUCAAUGGAACUAUUGGAAAGCAGAUGGUGGACAUGUUGGUGGAAUCGUCAGGCAAUGUGGAGAUGAUCCUCCGUUUUUUUGACAUGUUCCUCAAACUCAAAGACUUCACCUCUUCAGACGCCUUCAGAGAGUACGACCCCGAUCGUAAGGGCUGCAUAUCCAGGAAGGAGUUUCAGAAAGCCAUGGAAAAUUGCAGACGUUUCUCCCAAGCUGAGACAAAUUUUCUCCUCUCCUGCACGGACACAGACAAAAGUGAGAUUGUGGAUUACGAGGCCUUUGUGGAUCGCUUCCACGAGCCGGCCAAAGACAUCGGCUUCAGCAUCGCUGUUCUCCUCACCAAUUUGUCCGAACACAUGCCCAACGAUUCACGAUUGAGGACAUUUUUGGAACUGGCCAAGUGUGUCUUGACGUACUUUCAGCCUUAUCUAGGACGAAUUGAGAUCCUCGGCAGUGGAAAGAGGAUUGAACGUGUCUACUUUGAGAUCAGUGAGUCCAGCCGCAGACAGUGGGAGAAGCCACAGGUCAAAGAGUCCAAGAGGCAGUUCAUUUUUGAUGUGAUCAACGGAGGGGGAGAAAAGGAGAAAAUGGAGAUGUUUGUCAAUUUCUGUGAGGACACCAUCUUUGAGAUGCAGCUCGCUGCCCAGAUAUCUGGCUCAGACAUCGGAGAGAGGCAUGCUGGGAAAGAAGAAGACGAAAAGAGCAGGAAUGAAGAAGAAGACUCGGACAAAAGAGGAGCAUUUUUCAUAUAUCGCUGGUGGCUACUGGUGACAUGUCUACUUUCUUUAAAAACCCUGAAGACACUGAUGAAGAUGACUCUGAAGGAUAUCGUCGUGUCAGCUGUUUCCUUCCUGAGAUUCAUUUUCAUGGCUCAUGUCCGAUGCAUUUGUGUUGUUAUUCGCUGCAUCACAUAUAUGCUGUACAUAGCCUUCGUCAGUGGUGGGCUCAUUGAGGGAGCCAAACGGAUGAGAGUAUCUGAUUUGUUCGCUGGCAUCCUUGAGCCAACUCUUGAUGAGGUCAUGGAGGCGCCAAGUGGUGUGAAUCGGCACAGGAAGUACUCUGCCUGCGUCCCGUCUCAGAGGGAACUGAGGGAGAUUGGGCAGGGGGCAGUUGCGACCUCCUCCAGGGAGGUGGAUGUAAUGUCAGACAUAUUCGGCCUCAAAGUGAAGAGGGAGGGAGGUCAAUACAGACUCAUGACACCGGAUCUCACUGCCAGUCUGACUGACCUGUUCAACGCAACCUCCAGAGCAGCGGCUGAUUCUUCUGAGAAGCAUCAGAGGAAGCAGUUUCAGGCCCACGCUGCCACAGAGGAAAAAGCAGAAGAUGAGAAAACGCCUGAAUUAGAGAAAGGGAUGGAAUCUGAGAAGAAAACUGAGAAGGAGAGAGUGGAGCUGGGAUGGAGGGACAAGAGAUGCUCUAAUAGCUGCGAGGAACCAGAGAGGCAACAUUCAGCCUUUUGGGAGAUGAUGAGCACUUGUAACAAGAGCCUGCUGAACUACUUUGCAAGGAAUUUCUAUAACAUGCGUUUACUGGCUCUCUUUGUGGCCUUUGCAAUCAACUUCAUCCUCCUCUUCUACAAGGUAGCGUCCUUGCCUGCACCACCAGAAGAGGAAGGAGCGGUUACAUUUGUCCACAGCGAAGGCGCGGCUGCUGCUGAAGACAAUAAUGAGGGCAGAGAUUAUUUUGUGCUGGAGGAGAGCAGUGGAUUCAUGGAGCCGUCUCGCUGCUUCCUUGCUGUCGUUCACACAAUCAUUUCCUUCUGUUGCAUUAUCGGUUAUUACUGCCUCAAGGUUCCAUUGGUGAUCUUCAAACGUGAGAAGGAAGUGGCGCGAAGGCUGGAGUUUGAUGGACUGUAUGUGACAGAGCAGCCCCCCGAGGAGGACAUCAAAGGGCAGUGGGACCGACUGGUCAUUAACACGCCAUCAUUUCCAAGUAAUUACUGGGAUAAAUUUGUAAAAAGAAAGGUGAUGGACAAGUACGGUGAGUUUUACGGCCACGAGAAGAUCAGCGAACUCCUUGGCCUGGACCAAGCCGCUUUAGACUUCAGCUGUGAGAGGAAAGAGAGGAAGUGGCUCAGGAGAGAUACUGCCUGGGGGGCUGUAUUUAACUCCAUUGACAUGAAGUACCAGGUCUGGAAGCUGGGAGUUAUGUUCACCGAUCACUCCUUCUUGUACUUGGCUUGGUACAUGGCUAUGUCGGUCCUGGGUCAUUAUAACAACUUCUUCUUCGCCGCCCACCUUUUGGACAUCGCCAUGGGCUUUAAGACGCUCCGUACCAUCCUCUCCUCCGUCACACACAAUGGCAAACAGUUGGUCCUGACUGUCGGCCUGUUGGCGGUGGUGGUCUAUCUCUACACCGUCGUGGCCUUUAACUUCUUCCGGAAAUUUUACGACAAAAGCGAGGACAAGGACGCCCGGGACAUGAAGUGCAAUGACAUGCUCACUUGCUACAUGUUUCACAUGUACGUGGGGGUGCGUGCGGGCGGAGGCAUCGGCGACGAGAUUGAGGACCCUGCCGGAGACGAGUUUGAGGUGGAGCGCAUCGUCUUUGACAUCACGUUUUUCUUCUUCGUCAUCAUCAUCCUCCUGGCCAUCAUCCAAGGCUUGAUAAUUGAUGCCUUUGGGGAGCUUCGUGACCAGCAGGAACAGGUGAAAGAGGAUAUGGAGACCAAAUGUUUUAUAUGUGGAAUAGGAAGUGAAUACUUUGAUACGGUCCCUCAUGGCUUUGAGACUCACACUCUGCAGGAGCACAACUUGGCCAACUAUCUGUUCUUUCUGAUGUACCUCAUUAACAAGGAUGAAACGGAACACACAGGGCAGGAAUCCUAUGUGUGGAAAAUGUACCAGGAGCGAUGCUGGGAAUUCUUUCCUGUGGGAGACUGUUUCCGGAAGCAAUACGAGGAUCAACUGGGAUGACAGGAAACAAGCCUCCCUCGAUGAUGUCAUCACACAGAGGACAUCUUUAUUGAUGCCCUUGGACUCAUUUAAGUACCUUGAAUUUUAUGUGUUUGCACUGCAUUGAUUUUGAACUUUGGAGUGAGUGCACAUACUUAACAUUUAUGCACACGGUUUCCUUAAUAAAGCAUUUGGAUACUGAAGGAUGACGACCACUCGUUUAUGAUUCGAUGCAGAGUUAAUGUGCUGUUGGUUUUGGGGGCAAGAUGUUUCUCCUCAGGCUGCAAAUCAAAUAUUCAGAGUAAUGGGACAGGAUACUGUUUUACACAUCGUUAUCUCAAAGCUGGCAAUCCAAAUUCAGCUCCAUGGCACUUUGCUGGCAGGAAAUGUGUCUCUGUGUAUCUCAUGUUUUGUGAAUGAAGUGAUUUGUCUUUCUAAA
Hippoglossus stenolepis (Pacific halibut) is the source of this 15326-nucleotide messenger RNA. It is a transcript of the gene ryr2b, whose product is annotated as ryanodine receptor 2b (cardiac). The record is from RefSeq and is a predicted model, not a curated record. The transcript is spliced from 104 exons. Gene Ontology annotation, molecular function: calcium ion binding; ryanodine-sensitive calcium-release channel activity; protein binding. Gene Ontology annotation, biological process: intracellular calcium ion homeostasis; calcium ion transmembrane transport. Lineage: Eukaryota; Metazoa; Chordata; Actinopteri; Pleuronectiformes; Pleuronectidae. Gene Ontology annotation, cellular component: calcium channel complex; sarcolemma; sarcoplasmic reticulum membrane. Bases 41 to 14908 code for a protein of 4955 amino acids.